Molecule: messenger RNA, 3759 nt
Organism: Phyllostomus hastatus (greater spear-nosed bat)
Lineage: Eukaryota; Metazoa; Chordata; Mammalia; Chiroptera; Phyllostomidae
Gene: C7
Product: complement C7
Exons: 18
Coding region: 147-2693 (848 amino acids)
Biological process (GO): immune response
Cellular component (GO): membrane attack complex
Molecular function (GO): protein binding
Source: RefSeq, a predicted model, not a curated record
UAAGUGGACCAGGCGCAGCCCUAACCCAGCACAGAGGGCGAGCCUGGGAGGGCGCGCUCUGCUGGGCUCCUCAGCCGCUGAGAACUCACCGGGCACGCACAGGAGGAGGUUCCAUCCUCUCCCCUGCCCUGAAUGUGUUCCCCACCAUGGAGGCAAUAAGUUUAUUCAUCUUGGUGGGAUUUAUAGGAGAGUUCCCAGUUUUUUCAAGCCCCGCCAGUCCAGUCAACUGCCAGUGGGAUUCCUUUGGCCCUUGGUCGGAAUGCAACGGUUGCACGAAGUCUCAGACUCGCAGGCGGCCCAUUGCGGUUUACGGGCAGUUUGGCGGCCAGCCUUGUGCCGGAAGUGCUUUCGAGACGCAAGCAUGUGAGCCCACGCGGGGGUGCCCCGUGGAGGAGGGGUGCGGAGAGCGCUUCCGCUGCCUUUCAGGGCAGUGCAUCAGCAAAUCCUUGGUGUGCAACGGCGAUUCCGACUGUGACGAAGACAGCGCUGAUGAGGACAAGUGCGAGAACACGGAGAGCAGACGUUCCUGUGACCUCGAUAAACCUCCUCCCAACAUAGAACUUACCGGAAAAGGUUACAACGCCCUCACUGGCCAGGUCAGGAACAGAGUCCUCAACACAAAGAGUUUCGGCGGCCAGUGCAGAAAGGUGUUCAGUGGGGAUGGAAGAGAUUACUACAGACUGAGUGGGAACAUCCUCUCCUACACAUUCCAGGUGAAAAUAAAUAAUGACUUUAAUUAUGAAUUUUACAACAGUAGCUGGUCUUAUGUAAAAGAAACAUCAACAAGCUAUUCAUCAUCUGAAAGAAAAACAUCCUUUUUUGGACUUUCAAAAAGUUCUUCUGCUUCUUCUUUUUCUAGUGGACAUUACAAUGAAAACCAGAAGCAAAAGAGUUAUCAGUUGCUGGUUCUCCAGAACACUGUGGAGGUGGCUCAGUUCAUCAACAACAACCCAGAAUUUCUACAGCUCGCGGAGCCCUUCUGGAGGGAACUCGCCCACCUCCCCUCUCUGUAUGACUACAGCGCCUACCGGAAGUUGAUCGACGACUACGGGACCCAUUUUCUGCAGUCGGGAUCCUUAGGAGGAGAGUACAAGGUUCUAUUUUAUGUGGACACGGAGAAGAUGAAACAAAGAGGUCAUAGUUCAAUAAGUACGAAUAGCUGUCGUUCCAAAAGUAUCACUUUCGUGUUUUCAUCUUCUUCAAGGCAAUGCAACGAGCUGAACGAUGCCUUAAAAAAUGUUGCAGGAGCCUCGAGCAAUAAGCUGCAAGGGACCCCCUUUGUCAGAGGGGGGAGUUCAGGCUUCGUGUCCGGCCUCAGCUACCUGGAGCUGGAGAAUCCUGCCGGAAACCAAGAGCGGUAUUCUUCCUGGGCAGCUUCUGUGACUGGGCUUCCCCAAGUCAUAAAGCAGAAGCUGACACCUUUAUAUGAGCUGGUCAAGGAAGUACCCUGUGCCUCGGUGAAGAGAGUCUACCUGAGACGGGCUCUGGAGGAGUACCUGGAUGAAUCGGACCCCUGCCAUUGCCGGCCUUGUCAAAACGGUGGCCUAGCCACCGUGGAGGGGACCCAGUGUCAGUGCUCUUGCAAACCGUACACGUUUGGCGCCGCGUGUGAGCUAGGGGUCCUCGUACAGGGCGAAGCAGGGAAGGUGGAUGGAGGUUGGAACUGCUGGUCCUCUUGGAGCUCCUGUGUUGCAGGGAAGAAAACGAGGCGUCGAGAAUGCAGUAACCCGCCUCCCAGUGGGGGCGGGCUCUCCUGCAUCGGGGAAACGUCGGAGAGCAGGCGGUGCGGGGAGGAAGACGAGGAGCUGAGGAAUCUGCGAUUGCUUGAACCACAUUGCUUUCCUUUGCCUUCCGGUUCAACAGAAUUCUGUCCACCACCCCCUGCCUUGAACCACGGAUUUGUUCAAGGUGAAGAUACCAAAUUUCCUGUUGGGAAAAACAUCGUGUACGCCUGCAAUGAGGGGUACUCUCUUGUUGGAAACCCCGUUGCCAGAUGUGGAGAUGAUUUACAGUGGCUUGUUGAGGAAAUGCAUUGUCAGGAAAUGGCCUGUGUUCUCCCUGCACUGAGGGAUGGCCUUCAGAGUCAGCCCCAGCAGCCUUCCUACACCAUCGGCGAUAAGGUGACCUUUUCCUGUUCAGACGGCAUGUCCUUGGAAGGUCCUUCAACAGUUCUCUGUGGAUCCAGCCUCAAGUGGGACCCGGAGAUAAAGGACAUCCGUUGUGUGCACAAAGGUGCUGCCCCUCUGACAUCAGCAGUGCCUGUAUGUCAGCCCUGGGAGAAAGUGAAGAAUUCAAGAUGUGUUUGUAAAGUGCCCAAUGAAUGUCGGUCUUCCUUGGCGGUGUGUGCUCGGGACGAGAGGAGGGGACGGGUGCUGCCCCUGACCGUGUGCAAGCUGCGUGCUGUGCACUGCCAGGGCCUGCGGUUCACGCUGACGGGCGCGGACACCUGCAGACACCCUGCCUCAGCCGCGAAAGCCUGCGGCGCGUGUCCACUGUGGGAAAAGUGUGACGACCAGGGCAGCAACUGUGUCUGCAGAGAGGCCUCGGAGUGCGAGGAGCAAGGCAUCAGCGUCUGCGUGGAGGUGAACGGCGAGCAGCGCACUAUGACGGAGUGUGAGGCCGGCGCCCUGAGGUGUCAAGGGCAGAACGUCUUGGUCACCAGCAUUGAGCCUUGUGAGGGGGGCGCCCAGUAGGCUCCCGGCCGCCCGGGGCUUGCUCAGAAUCCAGCAGAGGCUGUGGCCCGUGGGAACACCCCACAACUGAGCGCUUCAACAUCCCCAGCAGGGGGCGCACUCUUUCUCCUUCCCCCCAGGGCCCCUGCGCCCUCAGCCCCCAGCUGCCCGCAGAAGCCAGACCUUCAUCAGAUAGAUACUCUUUUUCCUUAAAAAAUACAAUAAAAUAAAAUCAGUCAGGUUGAAGAGUUUUCAUGAACCCCUGCCUGAGUUAACUCUGUUCUUGGAGAAACCGCUCACUGCUCUGGGUUUGGGCCUUUUCGUCGGAAAAUUAGAGGGUUAGGCCGGAGAAACUCAGAUGCUCCCUUUAAGUCUGGGUGGCCCCGCCCAGCGGCCAGAAUACCCUCUGCAGCUGGACUAGGGAACAGAGACGUUAAGAGAAGCAGCCCGCUCAGUAAAACCCGAGUACAGAGGGGACCUCGAAUGGAGAAAGACCGUUACAACGAUUCCAUCCCGGGAAGGGGACUCGUGCGUGCGCCACGCUGUUGGCGCCGGCACAGCGGGCAGGGCUCCCCAGGCUUGUCGGGGGAAGGAAACACCGACGCGUCGGAGGGAGCCGAAUGCAUCAUGUCCUAGUUACGGGCACCUUCUGCCUCUUUGCUGACGACUCACAUAAUUCAGUCUUGUUUUGGGGGCUUUUUUUUAGUGCAGGUCACACCCAAGACCUGCACUCCAGGUUGCCCCGCCCCCUUUUCUUUGGUGGGAAGCGCCAGUUCUGGGCUGAGCCACGGGGUGAUUGCUCCUUAGAGAGAACGUUUCUCUCCGAUGUGGAUGCGCGCUAGACUCUUCAGGGCCCGUGGAGGUAGAUCGACUUGAAGCGCUAGCCUCCAGUUUACUCCUCAUUCAUUCUUCAUCAAAACAAAACAAAACGAAAACAGCUGUGGGAGAUGAAAUGCAUGGGCUUACGUGGAACUUAAAAUAUGCUUUCAUAUACAAAUAAUAUCUCUGUAUUUUUCUGAUACUGAUAAAUACCUUUCUGCAAAGCUUUCGUUAACAUGACAAUGAUUAAAGUACUCCUUAAAGAUGC